AUGGAAGCUGAGAGCAAUGUAACAGAAUUCAUCUUGCUGGGCCUGACCCCAAAUCCACAACUGCAGAAACUCUUAUUUACUGUGUUUCUACUGACCUAUUUGAUCACACUGGCAGGUAAUAUGCUCAUCUCCAUCACCAUCUUCAUCAGCCCAGCCCUGGGCUCUCCCAUGUACUUCUUUCUGUCCUGUUUAUCCAUUAUAGACGGUUUCUACUCUUCUUCCAUAGCACCCAAAAUGAUCUUUGACUUGAUCUCUGAAAAGAACACCAUAUCCUUCAGUGGCUGCAUGACUCAGCUCUUUGCUGAACACUUUUUUGCUGCAGCUGAGAUCAUCCUGUUAAUGGCCAUGGCCUAUGACCGCUAUGUGGCCAUCUGUAAGCCCUUGCACUACAUGACCAUCAUGAACCAGCAGCUGUGUGGUUUCCUGGUGGGGGCGGCUGGGGUCUUGGGGUUUAUUCAUGGAGGGAUACAGAUUUUGUUUAUGGCUCAGUUACCGUUCUGUGGACCCAAUGUCAUCGACCACUUUAUGUGUGAUUUAAUUCCUCUCCUGGAGCUGGCCUGCACAGACACCCGCACUUUGGGGCCCCUGAUUGCUGCCAACAGUGGGUCACUGUGUUUGAUCAUCUUCAUCAUGCUGGUGGCUUCCUAUGUCAUCAUCCUGCGCUCCCUGAGGUCUCACAGCUCUGAAGGGCGCCGCAAAGCCCUGUCUACCUGUGCCUCUCAUGUCACAGUUGUCAUCUUAUUCUUUGUACCUUGUUCAUACCUAUACCUUAGACCUGUGGCCUCCUUCCCUGCUGACAAAGCUGUGACUGUGUUUUGUACCCUAGUGACACCUAUGUUAAACCCUUUGAUCUACACCUUCAGAAAUGAGGAAGUGAAAAAGGUUCUGAAGAAACUCUGGAAUCAAAUGAUGAAAGUUGAUGAAAAAUAA
Messenger RNA from Marmota monax (woodchuck), 930 nucleotides. Its product is annotated as olfactory receptor 4C45-like. Lineage: Eukaryota; Metazoa; Chordata; Mammalia; Rodentia; Sciuridae. Gene Ontology annotation, cellular component: membrane. Gene Ontology annotation, biological process: G protein-coupled receptor signaling pathway. The coding region runs from base 1 to 930 and encodes 309 amino acids. Gene Ontology annotation, molecular function: G protein-coupled receptor activity; olfactory receptor activity. The record is from RefSeq and is a predicted model, not a curated record. The transcript is spliced from 2 exons.